Molecule: messenger RNA, 994 nt
Organism: Hippopotamus amphibius kiboko
Lineage: Eukaryota; Metazoa; Chordata; Mammalia; Artiodactyla; Hippopotamidae
Gene: UBB
Product: ubiquitin B
Exons: 2
Coding region: 163-852 (229 amino acids)
Biological process (GO): modification-dependent protein catabolic process; protein ubiquitination
Cellular component (GO): cytoplasm; nucleus
Molecular function (GO): protein tag activity; ubiquitin protein ligase binding
Source: RefSeq, a predicted model, not a curated record
ACGUAAGCGUGAUAAGUGACGCAACAGACGUUGCAUAAAUUGCGGCCCCGCCGAGCCGGAGCGUUGAGAGACGACUGGACUUGUCGGGUUCCUCUGUGUUGGCGUGGGGGUGACUCGGCGUGCUCGGAUUCUCAGCGUCUCCGCGUUAGCUUACAGGUCAAAAUGCAAAUCUUCGUGAAGACUUUGACCGGCAAGACCAUCACCCUGGAAGUGGAGCCCAGUGACACCAUCGAGAAUGUGAAGGCCAAGAUCCAGGAUAAGGAAGGCAUCCCCCCUGACCAGCAGAGGCUCAUCUUUGCAGGCAAGCAGCUGGAAGAUGGCCGCACUCUUUCUGAUUACAACAUCCAGAAGGAGUCCACCCUGCAUCUGGUGCUGCGUCUGAGGGGUGGUAUGCAGAUCUUCGUGAAGACCUUGACCGGCAAGACCAUCACCCUGGAAGUGGAGCCCAGUGACACCAUCGAGAAUGUGAAGGCCAAGAUCCAGGAUAAGGAAGGCAUCCCCCCUGACCAGCAGAGGCUCAUCUUUGCAGGCAAGCAGCUGGAAGAUGGCCGCACUCUUUCUGAUUACAACAUCCAGAAGGAGUCCACCCUGCAUCUGGUGCUGCGUCUGAGGGGUGGUAUGCAGAUCUUCGUGAAGACCUUGACCGGCAAGACCAUCACCCUGGAAGUGGAGCCCAGUGACACCAUCGAGAACGUGAAGGCCAAGAUCCAGGAUAAGGAAGGCAUCCCCCCUGACCAGCAGAGGCUCAUCUUUGCAGGCAAGCAGCUGGAAGAUGGCCGCACUCUUUCUGAUUACAACAUCCAGAAGGAGUCGACCCUGCAUCUGGUCCUCCGUCUGAGGGGCGGCUGUUAAUUUUUCAGUCUUGUAUUCAUAAUGCCCAAUGAUGGCAUCACUCUGCACUCUAGCCAUGUGCCCCAAUUUAAGUUUAGAAAUUACCAGUUUCAGUAAUAGCUGAAUCUGUUCAAAAUGUUAAUAAAGGUUUUGUUGCAUGGUA